Molecule: messenger RNA, 1377 nt
Organism: Aspergillus mulundensis
Lineage: Eukaryota; Fungi; Ascomycota; Eurotiomycetes; Eurotiales; Aspergillaceae
Product: glycosyltransferase family 2 protein
Exons: 6
Coding region: 1-1377 (458 amino acids)
Cellular component (GO): cytoplasm
Molecular function (GO): beta-1,4-mannosyltransferase activity
Source: RefSeq, a predicted model, not a curated record
AUGGCGAUUAAACAGGUCCAGCCCAAUGGUUCUCGUGCUUCAUGGAAUCAUUCCAACCGCAUCUAUGCCAUCCUCCGAUACAAUUACAUCGUCUUUCCUUGUACUCUGUUGCUGACCUUCUACGGGCUCAACAAGCUAGUUGACUACACCGGAUACUAUGCUCAAGUAUCUGAGCAGGGCUGGACGAGGUCCGCCACUAUCCAUGCGGCCCUGUCUGCGUUGUUUUUCUUCAUUCAGAUCCCUCCGUAUGCGAAUACUAUCGGCUUGUGUUUGCCCAUGCAGCCCUACAAAUACUCCAAAGGCCCAAAGACAAGACGCCUCGGCACUCUGAGGGUCUGCCUCGUCACCAAGGGGACCAACGUGCAGGCCGCAAUUAAGUCCGCACGCUGCUGGGACGUUCUCACUCAGCGUAACCAUCCCUCGGUGCGAUUCCAUGUCCUGGUGGACAACGACAAUGGCGACGAGUUUCGCCAGCAGCUGCCGUCGUACAUCACUGUGGACCAAGUGCCCAAGCACGUCCCUUCGAAGAAAGCCAUGUACAAAGCGCGGGCUUUGGAACAUUUCCGUCAGAAAUACAAGCUAUCCAAGGAAGACUGGGUGCUGCACCUUGACGAAGAAUCCGAGAUCGAUGAGCACGUCAUGGUUACUUCGUUAGACUUCAUUGAGCGUGGAAUAGCGCUGUUCGGUAAUGGAACCAUCUACUACACGUCGACCAAUCAUUGGACAAGCACAUUUUUAUCUGCAGCCGAAGUCGUCCGUCUGGCAGAGGACUACGGCCGCUUCCAUCUCCCGUUCAAGACGUUCCAGCGCCCACUUUUGGGCUGGAUCCAUGGCAGCUGGAUGCUCAUCAAUGGCGAGGUGGAGAACACCAUUGGAUGGGACACCGACAACGUGUGCGAGGAUUACUGGUUUGGCUAUCACGCUGCCAAACAUGGCUUCAAGUUCGAAUGGGUGCAUGCAUUGUUUCGCGAGCAGCCCCCGGUCAGCGUGAUGGAUUUUUGGAGGCAGCGUCGCCGCUGGUAUACUGGUAUUUGGGCGACGAACAAAAUCACCGUGCGGCUGGCGCUGAUUGCAGCUGGACUGGGCGGGCUUGGGAUCUUCGUCUUCCCCAUUGUCGCCAUCUUCGGCCUCCGCGCUGUGGUCCCAUCCUGGUACUGGACUUGGAUGCUGUUCAAUGAUGCGUCGAAUCUGCACGUCCUCGUUGUUGCGGGGAUUCUGCAAGAUCUCAGUGUCAAGGAUAUUUCCGUUGUAAGUAUUGUGUAUCAUGCUAUGAUGUCGGUGGUCCUGUCACCCUUUGCACAUAUUCUGCAAACGGUAGCGCUGGCCUCGGCACUGGUGGUUCCUUCGAAGGGCUACGUUGUCAUCGAUAAGACUUAG